Molecule: messenger RNA, 2182 nt
Organism: Carlito syrichta (Philippine tarsier)
Lineage: Eukaryota; Metazoa; Chordata; Mammalia; Primates; Tarsiidae
Gene: HLX
Product: H2.0 like homeobox
Exons: 4
Coding region: 353-1840 (495 amino acids)
Biological process (GO): regulation of DNA-templated transcription
Molecular function (GO): sequence-specific DNA binding; DNA-binding transcription factor activity, RNA polymerase II-specific
Source: RefSeq, a predicted model, not a curated record
UUGGGUUUUUCUCUCGGCGUCCGGCUCCUAUCUCCCCGGCUUCUCGGGGGUGAGUGGCGCCGUGGGCCCCGCCCGCCUCGCGGCCCCGGCGGCCCUCUCUCGCCUCCAGCCCGCACCGCCUUUCAAGCGAGGCCAGGGGCCGAGGCAGUGACCAGCUGGGAUCCGGCCCUCGCCUCCUCCGCCGUGGCGCUAGGGCUCCCCGGCCUCUCGUCCUCAGGGCGGGCGGAGAAGCGAAAGCGGAUCGUCCUCGGCUGGAGCCGCCUCCUCCUGGACCCGCGCGCCCCUCCCGGGGCACCCACCCACCCACCUCGUCCCGCCGGAACGCGGCAGCCGCGCGGCUUAACCCGCCAGGAUGUUCGCAGCCGGGCUGACUCCUUUCUACGCCUCCAACUUUAGCCUCUGGUCGGCCGCUUACUGCUCCCCGGCCGGCCCAGGCGGCUGUUCCUUUCCCUUGGACCCCGCCGCCAAGAAGCCCUCCUUCUGCAUCGCAGACAUCCUGCAUGCCGGCGUGGGGGACCCAGGGGCGGCUCCGGAGGGCCUGGUGGGGGUCUCCGCCGCCGCCCUCACAGCGCACUUGGGCUCGGUACACCCGCACACCUCUUUCCAAGCUGCCGCCAGAUCCCCCCUUCGACCCACCCCAGUGGUGGCGCCCUCCGAAGUCCCGGCUGGCUUCCCGCAGCGGCUGUCUCCGCUCUCAGCCGCCUACCACCACCAUCACCCACAGCAACAGCAGCAGCAACCGUCGCAGCCGCAACAGCCGCCGCAGCAACAGCCCCCGCCUCAACCCCGGGCCGGUGUCCUGCAGCCCCCGACCUCGGGCACGCGAGGGGUCCCGAACUCCCACCAUAGCGGCUCUGUCCCGGCCCCCUCAAGUAAAGACCUCAAAUUUGGAAUAGACCGCAUUUUAUCUGCAGAAUUUGAUCCAAAAGUCAAGGAAGGCAACACGCUGAGAGAUCUCACGUCUCUGCUCACCAGCGGACGCCCCGCGGGAGUGCACCUCCCUGGCCUGCAGCCCUCCGCCGGCCAGUUCUUCGCGUCUCUAGAUCCCAUUAACGAGGCUUCUGCCAUCCUGAGUCCGUUAAGCUCGAACCCAAGAAAUUCAGUCCAGCAUCAAUUCCAAGACACGUUUCCAGGUCCUUACGCGGUGCUCACAAAGGACACCAUGCCGCAGACGUACAAGAGGAAGCGCUCGUGGUCGCGCGCUGUCUUCUCCAACCUACAAAGGAAAGGCCUGGAGAAGAGGUUUGAGAUUCAGAAGUACGUGACGAAGCCAGACCGAAAGCAGCUGGCGGCUAUGCUGGGCCUCACGGACGCACAGGUGAAGGUGUGGUUCCAGAACCGGCGGAUGAAGUGGAGGCACUCCAAGGAGGCCCAGGCCCAGAAGGACAAGGACAAGGAAGCCAGUGAGAAGUCAUCAGGCGGAGCCCCGGUUGCAGAGGAAGAACAGGACGAGAGGAGCCCUAGCCGCUCCGAAGGCGAGGCUGAGAGUGAGAGCAGCGACUCCGAGUCCCUGGACCUGGCCCCCAGCGACACAGAGAGGACUGAGGGGGCUGAGCGCUCUUUGCACCAAACAACAGUUAUUAAAGCCUCGGUCACAGGCGCCCUCAUCACCACCAGCAGCAGUGGGACUGGUGGGAGCAGCAGCGGAAGCAGCAGUUUUAGCUUCAGCAGCUCUAGCAGCCUUAGUAGCAGCAGCACCAGCGCGGGGAGCACCAGUAGCCUUGGCAGUGGCGGCGGCGGCGGCGGCGGAGGCUGCCCCUCGGAGCUGCUCCCAGCUCCCCAGCCCACAGUCAGCAUCGAAAGUCCCGAGCCCAUCCAAGGCCCUCCUGGCGGCUUAUAGACUGAACUAGGGCAGAGAGGACUCAGGGCCCUGCGUGCAUCCUCCCAGCCGUGGUCUGGAUUGUGUGCUUACUCUAUUUUGGCGACUGGGUGAGGGCAGGAGAUGCAGUGCAGAGCGUCCCUCCCGACGUUUACGCUGCGCCCCUUGCUAGCCCGGCUGGCUGCAGCCCACGUUGCCCAGAGUCUCGAUAUACCCCUCGCCAGCCGGACACAAGCAGCUUCGUACUGUUAAGUGUUUGACUAAACUGUUCCUGCGACCUGCAGCAGAGGUCCUGGUGCAAAGACGUGCUGCACUUAGGAAGCCUUACACUUGUAAAUAAAAUGUUUCCUACGGUUUGUAAAA